AUGACAGUAGUGAAUAGAGGGCAAGGUGGUGUUUUCUUUCUGUAUGGUUAUGGUAGUACGGGAAAAACAUUUAGGUCCAAAGGUCAAAUCGUGUUGACAAUUGCGUCAAGUGGCAUAACAUCCCUCUUAUUACCCGGUGGUAGGAUGACACAUUCUCGCUUUGCAAUAUCACUUAAUUUAGAUGAAUUUUUAACAUGCAACAUAAAGCAAAAUACUCCGUUGGCUGAAUUAAUAAUUAGAGCUAAGCUUAUUGUGUGGGAUGAAGCUCCUAUGGUCAAUAAACUUUGUAUUGAAGCACUCAAUAGAAUCAUGAGAAAUUUUUUGAGGUUUAACAAUAUUGCAAGCUUGGAACAACCGUUUGGAGGAAAGACAGUGGUUUUUGGUGGUGAGUUUCGACAAAUACUACUAGUAAUACCCAAAGGUUGUAGGCAAGAGAUUGUCAAUACUACAAUUAACUCAUCAUAUAUAUGGGAUAGUUGUAAACUGUUGACUUUGACAAGAAACAUGCGCUUACAAGCAGACAAAAGCAAUUGUGAAAACAAUGACUUAAGAGAAUUUGCUGAUUGGAUUUUAAGCAUUGGAGAUGGUAGUGUGGAUCAUCUAUAG
Molecule: messenger RNA, 606 nt
Organism: Arachis stenosperma
Lineage: Eukaryota; Viridiplantae; Streptophyta; Magnoliopsida; Fabales; Fabaceae
Exons: 1
Coding region: 1-606 (201 amino acids)
Biological process (GO): telomere maintenance; DNA repair
Molecular function (GO): DNA helicase activity
Source: RefSeq, a predicted model, not a curated record